AUGACGAUGAUGACGACAAUCAUAUCGUCGUCGUCAUUGUAUAUCAAACACGAACGACACGGAUGGCCAGCAAACGACGGAUGGACUACGACGAAGACACGCCGAGUGCCGACCACCAUGAGACCUGCCAAGCGCCGACCACCGUUAAGAAACGAAGAUGAGUGCCCAUCAACACCACCUACAAACGGCGGCGAUGGCUCAGCCAUUGCCCAUGAUUCCUCACUGCCUUCCCCCCCAUUCCCUUAUGGCCCUUCACUCCCUCCCCAAUUCCCUCCCUCUCCCAUUCCCUCACUCCCCCCAUUCACCUCACUCCCCCCAUUCACCUCACUCCCCCCAUUCACCUCACUCCCCCCCCAUUCCCUCACUCCCUUUUCCCUUUAUUUAAUAUUUAAUGUAGUAAUGUAA
Laccaria bicolor S238N-H82 is the source of this 405-nucleotide messenger RNA. RefSeq lists its product as uncharacterized. The coding region runs from base 1 to 405 and encodes 134 amino acids. The record is from RefSeq and is a predicted model, not a curated record. Lineage: Eukaryota; Fungi; Basidiomycota; Agaricomycetes; Agaricales; Hydnangiaceae. The transcript has 2 exons.